GGUUGUGGGCAGAGUCCUCUUCUCCCCGCCUCCGACGGCCGCGCCUUUCCUGCGAAUCCCGCUACCUGGCCGAGGACGCUGGAGCGCGCAGACGGGGUACAAGCCCGGCCCCCGAGGGCGGGACAAGCGAGACAGGGUAGGGUAGGGCAGGGUCGCCUCUAGGUUGCCGGAUCUCCAGCCGGGCAGAUCAGAACCCAGAGAUCUGCGGCCGGGCGCUGGUGAGCAGCUGGAAGCGAAGGGCCACACCACGAAGCGAAGCCCCGCCAUGGGCAGGCAAGAGGCAUGGAGACCCCCCGGAUGGAGGCACUCCUGGCACACGGCGCUCCUAGCAGCCUCCAUCCUGAGUUCCUGCUUCCUGUUGACUCGAGCCCAGGAGACACCUGGAAUAAGUAUCAGAGUUUAUCCAGAAGUGCUGAAAGAAGGAGAUAGUGUCACUUUGACACCAGAAGGUUUAGAUCUGAAGGUGCUUAGUAGCUGCAAAUGGUACCGAGGGGCAAUUAUGGAAGAAAAAUACAUUAUUUUUACCUUUUUCCUAACUCCAGUUAUUGGUCAGAAAAAUGGAACUGCCCACACUGGCAGGGAGACUGGGAACCCAGAUUGCUCCCUUCGCAUCGCAGAUUUAAAGCUAAGUGACUCUGGAACCUAUUCAUUUACACCAGAAUCUUUGGUGGUUUCCAACACAGGGGCUACAAACAUCACCGUUUCAGGAUAUGUCACUAAUAUCACCAUCAGUGACUCUGGCAAGGCCAUCGAGAAUAGCACCACAGUUCUGAACUGCACCUCCGCAGGCACUAACGUUUCCUACUCUUGGUUAAGAGGGAACGAGAGCCUAGUGGUUGGAGAGCGCAUUUCUCUGAGCAACAACAACCAGGUCCUCACAUUCAGUCCAACGAGCCGGAAUGACUCGGACAGCUACAGCUGCUAUGGAUAUAACAGCUUCUCUAAUGACAGCACCUCAUACUUGCUGAAUGUUCUCUAUGGGCCUGAUGACCCUGUAAUUAGCCCCAGUGAGCACUAUUACGCAGAGGGCUCCAACCUCACUCUCUCCUGCACUGCUGACUCCAACCCAGCUGCACAAUACACCUGGAGUUUCAAUGAGACAUCAGACAUGCAGUCCACCUCCCAGCUUUCUAUCCACAAUCUGCAGUUCAACCAAAGUGGGAAUUACACCUGCAAGGCUUUCAACAAUGAAACCAAUGCUAACUCCUCCGCAAGCUGGAAGAUCUGGGUACUAGCGGAAGUUUCUGACGUUACCAUUACGGGUCUGUCGGAAACCAUUGAGAACAAGUCACUGAUUCUGACUUGCACCUCUGCUGGCAGCGAGGUCUCUUACUAUUGGUUCAGAGGGAAUCAGAGCCUGGAGGAUGGAGGGCAAAUAUCGCUGAGUCACGAUAACCAAACCCUCACAAUAAACCCGGUCAACCGGUCUGAUGCAGGUCCCUACACCUGCCUUGGAGUCAACAGAAUCAGCAAGAACACCAGUACCCCCUUCGAACUGACAGUGUUCUAUGGGCCUGAUGAUCCUGUAAUCAGCCCCCAAAACAAAAAUUACAGUACGGGAUCCAGCCUCAACCUCAGCUGCAGUGCCGACUCUCACCCGCCACCUCAAUACACUUGGAUUUUUAAAGAGGAAACAAUUGGGAACAUCUCUGAGCUGUUGAUCUCAAAUCUGUCUCUCAACGACACUGGGAAUUAUACCUGCAGUGCUUUCAAUGCUGAGACUAAUCUCAGCAAAAACACAAUCCUCCAUGUUGAGGUGUAUGAAAUCCUCUCCGACCCAAUCCUGUGGCCUGCAGAAGCCAUAGUGGCAGAGAACGCAACCGUCUCCUUACAGUGUAACACCUCCGACAGGCCCGAUGUCACCGUCACCUGGUCCAAGGACGGUAACCCUGUCCCAGAUAAGGCUGUGCUUUUCAACAGGAACCGAAACCUCAAUCUAACUGGCGUCUCCAAAGAUGAGGAAGGGAUGUAUACAUGUAUUGCUACCAACCCUAUCAACACUACUAAAAGCAACCCCAGUAAGAUUAGCUUGGCAUAUGGGCCAAAUAACGCUAAGCUGAACCAAACAGGAACCAUAACUCUAAAACUAGGCUCCCAUUUGGCUCUGCUGUGUACUGCAGAGUCCCUACCAGAAGCCCAGUUUCAGUGGUUUUUCAAUAAUACUGAUAUGAAUGUGACGGCGAACACCUUCAGCAAAGACUUAACAGCCUGGGAAAAUGAAGGCAAUUACACCUGCCAAGCUUUCAACAGUGUCGUUAAGAAGCUGGCCUCAGCAUCUGUCAAUGUGAAAUUGACAGAGCAUGAAUCUCCUUCACCACCUCCGGGUCCCGAUACAGGAGUAAUUGCUGGAAUUGUCAUAGGUUGUGUGCUUGGAGUAGCACUCAUUGGAGGUCUGGUAUAUUUCCUGUGCACCAAGACUGCCUUGGGGAGGACGGAGCAGCACUCAUCUAAUGGAAACAUACCCUCAGCUCCCGGCCGCAACCAGGGCGUCACUGACACCAAACCCACACCGGGUGAAGAGGACAUACAAUAUUCAACACUAGCCUUCAAGGCCAACCACCCUCCUCAGCCAGAGCCAGCAGCCGUCCGGCCUUUAGAAAACACCAUAAUAUACUCAGAAAUCAAGAAGAAAUGAUCAGGGAUGAAUCUCCCCUAAUGGGCUCACUGGUGCAAACAUCCCCUAUGACUAAUCUCUGCUUCAUUUGCCUGGAUUUUAUUUUGGUUGUGGUUGGGGAUUUUUUUAAAAAACUGUUGCCUCUUCUGAAGAUGAGGCUAUCGGUCCCUCCCUUACACACACACACAAACACACACACACCCCUCAAGUGGUUCUCCUUUACCAACCCGCUGAGCUGAAAACAAAAAAGCAGAAGUUUGUCUCCACGCCCUGCCACCUGGUGUAAUUGAGGGUAGGGUUUGGAAUGGAACCAAACCAUUCAAAAGCGGGCCUUCCUUCCACCCACCAUGCCGUGGCUGGCAUGCAUGACAAGAGGGAGGCCAUUUCAUCCUCGGAUCUGUGUGGAGAGAAACUAGAAACAUUUUAGAUAUCUCUUUUCCCUUUCACUCUCUCUCUCGACCCAUCCUGCUAUUGUUUCGCUUCCUGGCUGUGCCAAACCUCCCCUCUUUCUCCUGUCCCUCGGGUUGUGGUGUCGCUAGGCAGCGGUGUGGCUGCUGCUCCCUCAGGCCUACCCCAGACACCACAAACCCUCCCUGGAGGAGCUGGAUUCCAGGCACCGGCGAAGAAAGCGCUCCGGGAAAGUGUGCAUUGGGAAACAGGCUGGUGUGGCAGCUGCGUCCAGGGCCAGCCCGGACCGGACAGGAGAGGACGUUUGCUCCUGAUGCCUCCAUCUGACUCCAGAUGCUUCUGAGCUUAUUCUUUUUUAAGGAGGCAUAAAAACUUGCUUGGGGGACUCAGACCAGACCCGUGGACUAGCAGUUCACCCCUCUUACUGUCCAGAAUGAACUGGCAACAUCUCAACAAGACAGCAACACCCCCUCGCCCUGCAGUCUGGCUUUUGGGUUCAGCUGUUCUUUUGCUCAUGUGAAUUUGAAAGUGCCCUAGGUAUGGAUAUGAAACUCGGGGUGACAUGUGGGUGGGAGGGGGGAUUUGUGGUGGGAAAGCCAUAAUUAUUUCCCCUCUGCCUGGUAAGGCCACCGGUCAUUAUUCCCUCUCCUCCGCCACCCCAUUUCUCGCAAUUAACCCGCCAAAUCCAGUCUAUAAUAGAAGGAGCAAGAUGCUUUUGCAUAGCAGAUUGGUUAAGCACAGCAGGCUGCUAUAGAACAUGGGGUGAGCUGAGGCGUCUUGAAUAGAUUCCCUUCCCUAGAAAUGGAAGAGAACUGUGCCAAAUGUCUGGAGGCUUAGAGCACUGGAUAGGGGUUCCACCUGCGGAAGAGGAAGGGAUCUGAUAGUUCCCCGUGUCCCCUGGGUGACCGCAGAGCCAGUGGGCAAAGCACUGGGCUCAGUUGCAAGAACCCUGACGCUUGCUGAGCAGCCUUGAGCAAGUUAACUACCCCUCAAACUAACCUUUGCAGGAUCGUGGGGCUACAGUGAGAUAAGGCUAUAACAAUAAUAAUGCCUGGAGCCAGCAGGAGGGGGGAGGGGUAUUGGGAGAUUAAUUUAUUUUAAUUGCAGGUGUAGAAUUAGGGACAGCAGGGUCUGCAUUCCAGAUUAGCUCAACUCCCACGCUGCAAAGGAACUGGGCUGCUUUGCACAAUUCAACGAAGUGUGGUGAGGAAGAAAGGAGGAGGGUGCUUGGCAGCGAGCAGUUGUCCGUUUUGCUUCAAACAUCAGCGCCGGUUUCGCAACUAGCCAGCUUCUAGCUAAUGGGGCAGACAUGCCAAGCGCUGUUGAUGUUAGCCUGAGCAGACCUCGUAAGAUCUCUGAUAGGAACGAGAGGGGAAUCCUGUGCCUUCUGCUCCCUCGUUGUGUUGUUUGGGUGAGCGUUUUCCUCCUCCACCACCACCACCCCAUGCCGAAAGUUUGUCAUCUUUGACUGAGAGUGCCCCUUUGCUGCGAUAGCAUCUCGUACACUCUGGGCCUCGCUAAUUGUUGGGUGUGGCUGGAAGACGGCAUGUAUUCACGUUAAGCUCCAUGACGGAAGGACAAUGGAGCAGUGUUUGGAACAAGCGCCACACUCAUCAUGCCCCAGUUAACCCAUGCAUCGUUCUCCCAUCUUGAGGAGGCCUGGAACAGUCGUCUGCAAUGAAGGAACCCCACAAAAGAAAGCUUGUCUCCCUGUUGCAUCCGGUUGGCACCGGGCCUUUGGAAUGAUUACUCAGUGUCCUGCAGGACAGGAGAAGCAGAGAUGGCCGCUCAGAUCUGAGGGCGGCUGUUGAGAGUGCAAAAUUGGAGAUGGAAUGCAAAGCUGAUGAUUGUGAAAAUUUGGGCUGUUUUUCUGGAUGUAAAAUGAUGAAUAAUUUUGUUUUUAAUAAUAACGAUAAUAAUAAAUUGAGAAUGGAAAAGA
This is a messenger RNA of Zootoca vivipara (common lizard), 4961 nucleotides long. The record is from RefSeq and is a predicted model, not a curated record. NCBI's taxonomy places the organism in Eukaryota, Metazoa, Chordata, Lepidosauria, Squamata, Lacertidae.